GUUUGGCUCGCGGCUCGCUCUCUUCCUUUCGUUUCGCUGAUCGACAACGGCUGCUGCUGCUGCUGCUGUUGCUGCCCCGAAUCCCGCACAUCCUCCUGCAUCCGCCGUCUGCCAUGGCCGAAAUCGCUCUGCAAGUGCGCCGCAACGCCGAAGAGUAUCGGGAGUACGUGCAAGAUAUCCUCACCUGGGAGAAAGACAUCAAGGCCAAAGAUCGAGCUGCCCGCAAAGCACCCGUCUGGGGAGAGCAUAUCCCUCCUGUCCGGAGCCGUGGCGACAUUGUUCUCGGAGAUGCAGAAGUGCACAUCCCAUCUCCGUCGGCGGACGCAGCUGACAUCGGGGAUGGGCCUGCAAAGCCCAAGAAGAUCAAGAGCUCGGACUACCGUGCCUGGGAUAAGUUUGACGUGGACAAGGCCCUCCAGGACAUGGACGAGCAGGAAGAGAAUCGCACACAGCCUCCCCCGACUCCCGCCGAGUCCAAGCAGGUCCUUGAAGAGCAGUCCCGGAUCGAAAAGUCUUUGAUCGAGAAGGAAAUGGGCAACGAGUUCUUCAAGAAGGGAGACUAUCAGCGUGCCAUCACUCACUAUGGAAAGGGCAUGAAGUUUGAUCCAACCAACGCCGUCCUGCCCCUCAACCGAGCCAUGGCCCUGAUUAAGACGCAACAGUAUGCAGAGGCCGAGCGGGACUGUACGCGAUGUCUGCAGCUGGACUCGAAGAACAUCAAGGCGCUCUGGAGACGCGGCCUGGCCCGGAGAGAGCUGGGCCAGCUCGAGGACUCGAAGAAGGAUCUGGAGGCUGCCGCAGUCCUUGAGCCCACCAACAAGAUGAUCAAGGACGAUCUUGCCAAGCUUUAUGAAAAGAUGCGGCCUCAGAAAUCACCGUCUCCAACGCAGCCUGCCUCUGCGGCCGAGCCAAAGCCUUUGGCAAUCGCCAAAUCAUCGCCGGCCAGCGCCGCUCGGGUUCAGUCGGCGAGUUCUACAGAACCAAAGAAAAUUCCCGGCAAGCCUGUCCGCCGCAGACUUGUCAUCAAGGAAAUUGGCGAGCCGAUCCCUGUGACGAAACCACUGCAGCGCAACGACGAGGAACCACCCCGCAUCAACCCAGCGCCACCGCACCGCCCAUUUGAGGCCACUCCGAGCGACAGUGCUGUCGAGGCAGCCUUGGACCCCAUGUCCUCAGCGACACCACCGGCUGCAUCAGCCAUUUCGAUGCUGUCAGCUGCACCAACCGCGACCAAGCCCGAUGACACUCUGGACCCCGAACCACACACUCUCUCGAAGAGCAUUAGCGAGCCAAGAAAGGGUCCGCUCAUCCAGGAGCUUAUGGACACCACCGCCGCCACCGCUGCCACCACGGCACCCGAGAUCCGGCCAGGCGGAACGGCCCCAUCCACGACGCAGCCGUAUGCCAACGCAGGCCCUGUCUCCAAGUUCUCUGUGCCCAAGACCAUGUUUGAGUUCGAGCGAGACUGGAAGAGCGUCAAGCGGGACGACGAGCAGGCCUACAAGUACUUCAAGGUCAUUCCGACCACCGACUACUCCAAGAUCUUCAAGAAUGCACUCGACAGCGACUAUUUGGCUCGGAUCGUCGAGAUCCUGCAAAAAUGCUACAUCGGCUCUGAGCCGACAGAUUCAAUUUACUUGGUUCUGGAUAGCCUGUCCAGGCUGCCGCGCUUUGAGAUGACCCUCAUGUUCAUGUCCAAGAAAGACAAGACUGGCCUGACUGCGGUGCUGGAGCACCUGCGCCACCACUCGCCGGGUAGUGCGUUUGAAGCAUCAGAUGUCGAUCGCCUCCAGCGAGCCUACAAGAUUUGAAUGACACUGCAGCGAUGUGUGUCGCGGUGGCUUGGAUGGCAUCCGGUAAUUCCUUGAGACUAAUGGCGCAGCCUGCCAUUGCGAAUGUCACCGCGAAUAUUGCAAAACAAUGUGCUUGCUCGUGCAUUUGUUGCGUCCACAAUGGCGCGAGUGCAUGUCGCUUGCGGCGUGUGGGUAUACACUGUAUUCAGGGGGAAAUGGGACACCUGCCCACAACCCAUUUGUCAGCGCAGUAUGCGAUGGCAUGCGUCUAACUAUGCCAUAAGAAAUA
This is a messenger RNA of Polychytrium aggregatum, 2082 nucleotides long. RefSeq lists its product as uncharacterized. Gene Ontology annotation, molecular function: protein binding. The transcript has 10 exons. The record is from RefSeq and is a predicted model, not a curated record. Lineage: Eukaryota; Fungi; Chytridiomycota; Chytridiomycetes; Polychytriales. The annotation marks the transcript as partial.